AUGGCCUCCUUGGCUGAUUAUUGGCCUUCAAGCGACGAUGAGCUAGCUCAUCCAAACACAGUAUCAAGACAAAAGGGCAGUAAUGUGCAGGAUCAAUGCACAUCUUCAACUUCUCGUGUCUCUACCUUGAAGCAGCGAGACCUCAUCCCUAAAUCGGCCGUAGUGACACCAGUUCGUAAGGUGCGACGGCUGCGUAGCCGCGUUCAGGAUACCAACAAUCCGCUAUUCCAACCGUGGAGUGCAGAAGAUGACAAUGGGACUCAAUUCCGAACACAGAGCACCAUGAGAGAAUCCUUCGCAAAGUUGAGCCUAGAUACAGAUUUCAGCGGAGACUCACCUCCAACAACCACUCGUUCGAGUCGCAUCACGGCAAUUAGGCACAUGUAUCCCACACGAGGGGAAGCAGGUUGCCCGGCACCAUCUAGAGGAAACACAUUAACUCCAUUAGCAACAAACAAGUCAGAGAAUCGUAAUGGGCCACGGAGCCAAGUGCCUGAUGUUGGCGAUGAUCACACAUUGUCUUGGGCUCGACCGUCAUUACUGGAAGGAAACGGUUCGGACAUAAAAUCACCUCAGCACAUGUCUCUGGAAACUCAUAUGGACAGUUUUGGAAUCACUGACGCCACCGUUGAUGGUCGGUCAGAUUAUUCGUACAUUGACAGUCAUGGUCACGACGAUAACACUUCGAAUGAAGCGGAAUCUAUCAUGGAAGUGGCCAUUCCCCAUCCCGACAGUACGGCAUCCAUUUCUUCUCGAGCCCAACAUCCGGUCACGUCAACAUAUCACAGAGAACCUAAGCGGAACAAUGCCACUGGGCCGCUGCAACCCCUCAACAGAAAUGUUCUGAGUCCAAACAGGCAAUAUAUCCAGCAGUAUAAUGAGUCAACGCUAUCAGAAAGUCAGUCGGCUGGGAAAUAUUUAAAAUCACCUGAUGAUGAAAAGCAACUGUUCAGCAAGUUCGAACACAUGCGACUAUACUCUCGUGAGGUAUCUGCUGGCGAUGUUCCCAGAAGUCGUGACGACCUAUCCGACUUUAUCACACCACCAACCAGCCCCCAAGAUACUCUGAACACUCCUCGCAGGCCAAAACCUGUUCCACAAACUCCGGAUAAUGCGGCUGCACCCUCGACGAGGAGCAUUCGAGAGGCUACCAGAAAUGGCAUGAAGAGGAACUUCAAAGCAAUAAGACAGUCCUUGGCUGAAAAGUUUCUUUUGGAAUUAGACUCGAAAAUUGCGAACGGCCAGGUUACCAAGUUAUCAGAAUCUACAGGGGGGGUGAAGAUAAGGUGGACGAAAACUCUGCACACCACAGCCGGCCGAGCGGACUGGCGCCGCGAAGCCGUCCGAACCAAGCCUGAUGAUGUUACUGUUGACGAGAAAUAUCGACACCAUGCCUCAAUCGAACUGGCAGAAAAAGUUGUUGGCGACGAAAACAGGUUGCUUAACGUGCUAGCGCAUGAAUUCUGCCAUUUGGCUACCUUUAUGAUUAGCGGCGUGACAACUAAUCCCCACGGAAAGGAGUUCAAGUCCUGGGCUUCGAAGUGCUCGGCUGUCUUCAGCUGCAGGGGUGUUCAGGUAACUACAAAGCAUUCGUACGAAAUCGAGUUCAAGUACAAAUGGGGGUGUGUUAAAUGUGGAAUGGAGUACCAGCGACAUUCUAAAAGCAUUGAUACUCAACGUCACAGAUGCGGAUCUUGUAAGGGCUCUCUGGAACAAAUCAGGCCUAAACGGCCAGACAUUGUCACUGGCGAUGGACGGCCGGCGGGUCAGAGCGAAUAUCAGCUAUUUGUAAAACAUCACAUGAAGUCCGUGAAGGAAGCGAACCCCGGUGUUCCACAGCAGGGUAUAUUGGGGAUCAUCGCCAAAAACUGGGCUGAAUUGAAGAAAGCGAAGGUCAUUGACCAUACAUCAGGGGACGUGAGCCUUGGAGCACAGUUAGACGAGGCUGAUGUUGUCACCAAGCUGGUGGUUGAUUUAACACUCGAGGAUAAUUGA
Messenger RNA from Pochonia chlamydosporia 170, 1995 nucleotides. Its product is annotated as HMG box-containing protein. The record is from RefSeq and is a predicted model, not a curated record. The coding region runs from base 1 to 1995 and encodes 664 amino acids. The transcript has a single exon. NCBI's taxonomy places the organism in Eukaryota, Fungi, Ascomycota, Sordariomycetes, Hypocreales, Clavicipitaceae. Gene Ontology annotation, cellular component: nucleus.